UAGUUGAAUAUGGCGACACCAAUCUAGACAUUGUUUCGUAUCAACAAUAUCUAACAUGGCGACAGCCAGUUUUUCAAAGAAUAAGUCUUCGCAACGAUCCAGAGUCUUACAAAUACCGGGAACGAAACCGUCACUAUUCAACCACCAACUUCUAGUGUCCUCCGGAGUACCAUCGUUCGAUAACCUCUUGGGUGGCGGCAUUGCUGUUGGUUCCUUGGUAUUGAUUGGUAAAUAUAUCUCUUGUUAUUUGUUGUCUUGCAUCAUGUUGAUAGGAGGGCUAAAACUGAGUUUUGCUAAAGAGUAUUACCAUCAUAUGAGCCAUGAACUACCGAAACCUAUUGUUGAUGAUGUCACCCCGGCACAGUCAAACAUGAUGCAGACAGAUGAAAUGAAGAUAGCUUGGCGUUACCAACAUCUUAAUAAAUACCAGUCCAAUCCCACAACGGUCAAGUUUGGUCAUUACUAUGACCUUAGCCAAUAUAUGGAUGAAGACUUGGUGUCCAGUGCUGAUGUAACACUCAUCACUUCACAACAACUCUCUCAGCAACAUUUACAUGUGGAACCACCAGGUAUUGAACCUAAAAACCUUGAGGUGUCAGCCUGUCUACAGUGUCUUCUUUUGAAUAUUCAACAACAUAUCCAAGAUGGUCAGUUUGGUACUCAGGACCAGCCUGAGAAACACAAUGUCCUAAGAAUAGCAAUCCCAUCUUUGGGUUCUCCACUCUGGGGCAAUUUAAAGACAAGUGAAUCAGAUGGUUUACUAUCUGUAGUUGACACUGACCUUCUGCGCUUCCUACUUGCUUUAAGGGCCAUUUUAAGAUCAUCCUUUGCUGUGUGUAUGGUAACUGUACCUUCACUCAUAAUGGAGGAUGCUAAUUUUAUCCACAAAAUUGAACGACUCUGUGAUACUGUUGUGCAUUUGGAGAGUUUUGCUGGUUCCAGCCGCAGCGAGAACCCUUUGUAUAAAGAAUAUCAUGGUUUGUUCCAUGUUAAGCAAUUACCAAAAUUAAAUGCAAUCAGAUGCCAAAUGCCAGACACAACAGACUGGGCUUUUAAACUGAGACGUAAGAAGUUUGUAAUUGAGAAACUUCAUUUGCCUCCAGAUCUCUCUGAAACAGUCAGCCGAUCAGAAAGCCGACCUGGAAUUAUGGGAUGUGGUAGCACUGGACAUCGGCAUCUUGACUUCUAAAAUUUGAUUGUUCAUGAAGAUGGUAUGGAAACAGCUACUGGUGUUUGUUGUGAUGAUGAUGGCCAUCACGUUGACUGUAGUCCAGAAGUUUUUCUCACAUACGCCAUUGAUGAUGUAACACCGUUAUCUCUUUAUUGUCAAUACCAGGACUAUAUUAUGGCCAAUACACUAAUAUCAGCACAGUAUCAAGAUUAGAUUUGGUAUAACGAUCUUGGGGUAGUCUUUUACAUAAUUUCAAAUGUAAUCGAGAUGUCAGAAUUGUUUCCCUUGCCUCUUACAUCUCGCUAUUAACUCUGUUCAGCUCUCUUCACUAAAGGGAGAGAAUUGAGAGAAAUUUUCUCCCCCCCCCCUCAUGUUAAGUGUGUUCGUGGCUGACCAGACUACAUCGAGAUGAAGUGAUGUUGUUUUAUGGGCUUUCAGCAUUAUUUCUAAAUAUAUAAGAAAGAACUGGUCAGUGAAAUGUGUCUUCUAUAAAGAUGACAUUAAUUGAUAUGCAAAAAAGAAAAAAUAAUGAUUGUUAUUAAGUAGAACAAUUCAUAUAAGACAUAUAGACAUUUCUAUUUAAGUUUAAAACAUCUGUUUGUCUGUCUGUCUGUAUAUAUGUAUGUAGGUUAACAGUUCAGGCAUUGUAUUCUCAUCUGAUGAUUGUCGUUUAGAAUAUGAAACAAAAUCCUAUAGGGUGAACGAUAACAAACACAUCGAAUAUUUGCUCUACCCGGGUAUUGAGUUCUCCUUUACUUUGUUCACCACAUAUCUGGAUUCACAAACAAAGACACUACUGACUACACACACACACACACAUGUGAAGGCACGUGGCCUAAUGUUUGUCUUGUUGCCCUCACAACUGCAAGAUUAUAGAUUCCAUUUCUGGACUGAGCAGUGUGUUGUUUUCUUGAGCAAAACACUUCAUUUCACGUUGAUUUGAAAUCAUCUUGACAUCUGGCAUGUGGCACACUGCGCCUGUACAGGCAAAAUCGAUUUGAUGGAGGGAGUGAGCUAAUGCACAAUGCAAACAUUUGAUCACUGUAAAAGUACAAGUCAUCUGUGCAGGUUGUUCAGCAAGGAAUUGCAGGACUGUUGCCUGUUGUUUAUGACAGGACUGUUCACUAUACAUACAAAGACACACACACACACACACACACACACACGCAGAU
Messenger RNA from Octopus bimaculoides (California two-spot octopus), 2343 nucleotides. RefSeq names its product elongator complex protein 4. Gene Ontology annotation, cellular component: cytoplasm; transcription elongation factor complex; elongator holoenzyme complex. NCBI's taxonomy places the organism in Eukaryota, Metazoa, Mollusca, Cephalopoda, Octopoda, Octopodidae. The record is from RefSeq and is a predicted model, not a curated record. Gene Ontology annotation, biological process: tRNA wobble uridine modification.